UUCCAGGAACCCACCCGACGACCCCAGACCUCCUCGACAAGCACACCGACACCCAUGUACACCAAGCUCGACAUGCCCAACUACGCGCCCAGCAGCCCUGCUGCGGUGGACUGUGACUCCGUUAUCGUCCCAUCCGUGAGGCAUGCACACCGCACCGUGCACUUCACGACCGCCACGACAUUCGUCUUUCCACUGACCUACGGCGGCAGCGCCCUUCCCAAGGACGCUGGCCCGCCCAUUGGCAUGACGAUGGACCACAGCGAUGCGUAUGUGACGGAUCUAUCCAAGGUGAAGCACCGAAGAAGUCGCGUGCGCAAGUUCCAACAUCUCGAACGCGUUGCCCUUCUCAAAGCAGCGGGUGUAUCUCCUCAUGAUAUCGCGGGCUAUUGCACCGAAGCCAUCACGAUUCGAACUUCACGCGCAAACACGAGGAUGCAAUGGUGAGAGAUACAUCAACAACCAUCGGUCAAACCAAACGACGGCGCAUGGACGUUCCAGUCGCGCGCAACGAGGACUGACUGCACCGCGCCAAUCGAACACCUGUACGGGUUGCAUUUGCGGCGCUUCAUCGUCAAUCGCCUCUUCUUAUGCUAGACUUUGCUCUUAUUUAUUCACUCAAUGAACGUUCAGUGAUGCUCGAG
Molecule: messenger RNA, 641 nt
Organism: Aphanomyces invadans
Lineage: Eukaryota; Oomycota; Saprolegniomycetes; Saprolegniales; Verrucalvaceae
Exons: 2
Coding region: 55-444 (129 amino acids)
Source: RefSeq, a predicted model, not a curated record